Closterium sp. Naga37s-1 is the source of this 2388-nucleotide messenger RNA. Lineage: Eukaryota; Viridiplantae; Streptophyta; Zygnematophyceae; Desmidiales; Closteriaceae. The record is from the annotation of a GenBank genome assembly.
AUGCCUCCUGGCGCUCCUGGCAUGACGCCCUCCAGCGGACCGUCUUGCCUCUUGCUCUCUCACCCCAUCUCCUCACAUCCCCGAUUCCCCACUCCAAACCUCCUCACACCCCCCAAUCCGCACCGCAUGCCAUCUCCCCUGGGCGCUCCCUCACUCUUUCCACAGAACGCCCAGCCAGCGGGCAAGCUGGCGCUGCCGGCGGGCAAGCUGGCACAGGUGGGGCUGGACCCGUCGCAGCUGAACCGCCCUGACAGACUGCAGGACAACCGCGACCCCUCCCUCAUCAACCUGCUCAAGGUGCGACCUGCUCAAGGUGUGCCCUGCUCAAGGUGUGCCCUGCUCAAGGUGUGCCCUGCUCAAGGUGUGCCCUGCUCAAGGUGUGCCCUGCUCAAGGUGCGCCCUGCUCAAGGUGCGCUCUGCUCAAGGUGUGCCCUGCUCAAGGUGCGCCCUGCUCAAGGUGUGCCCUGCUCAAGGUGCGCCCUGCUCAAGGUGCGCCCUGCUCAAGGUGUGCCCUGCUCAAGGUGCGCCCUGCUCAAGGUGCGCCCUGCUCAAGGUGCGCCCUGCUCAAGGUGCGCCCUGCUCAAGGUGUGCCCUGCUCAAGGUGUGCACUGCUCAAGGUGUGCCCUGCUCAAGGUGUGCCCUGCUCAAGGUGUGCCCUGCUCAAGGUGUGCCCUGCUCAAGGUGCGCCCUGCUCAAGGUGCGCUCUGCUCAAGGUGUGCCCUGCUCAAGGUGCGCCCUGCUCAAGGUGUGCCCUGCUCAAGGUGCGCCCUGCUCAAGGUGCGCCCUGCUCAUGGUGUGCCCUGCUCAAGGUGCGCCCUGCUCAAGGUGUGCCCUGCUCAAGGUGUGCCCUGCUCAAGGUGUGCCCUGCUCAAGGUGCGCCCUGCUCAAGGUGCGCUCUGCUCAAGGUGUGCCCUGCUCAAGGUGUGCCCUGCUCAAGGUGUGCCCUGCUCAAGGUGCGCCCUGCUCAAGGUGCGCCCUGCUCAAGGUGUGCCCUGCUCAAGGUGCGCCCUGCUCAAGGUGCGCCCUGCUCAAGGUGCGCCCUGCUCAAGGUGCGCCCUGCUCAAGGUGUGCCCUGCUCAAGGUGUGCACUGCUCAAGGUGUGCCCUGCUCAAGGUGUGCCCUGCUCAAGGUGUGCCCUGCUCAAGGUGGGCCCUGCUCAAGGUGUGCCCUGCUCAAGGUGCGCUCUGCUCAAGGUGUGCCCUGCUCAAGGUGCGCCCUGCUCAAGGUGCGCUCUGCUCAAGGUGUGCCCUGCUCAAGGUGCGCUCUGCUCAAGGUGCGCCCUGCUCAAGGUGCGCCCUGCUCAAGGUGCGCCCUGCUCAAGGUGCGCCCUGCUCAAGGUGUGCCCUGCUCAAGGUGCGCCCUGCUCAAGGUGCGCCCUGCUCAAGGUGCGCCCUGCUCAAGGUGCGCCCUGCUCAAGGUGCGCCCUGCUCAAGGUGCGCCCUGCUCAAGGUGCGCCCUGCUCAAGGUGCGCCCUGCUCAAGGUGCGCCCUGCUCAAGGUGCGCCCUGCUCAAGGUGCGCCCUGCUCAAGGUGCGCCCUGCUCAAGGUGCGCCCUGCUCAAGGUGCGCCCUGCUCCUCUCACAUGCCUCAACCCAUGGGUCACAACCCUGGCCGCAUGUGUUCCAGCAAGGGAGGCAUCGUGUAUUCCAACAAGGUAACAACGGUGUCGCCCACAUAUGCCAGUGACAUGAAGACCCGUGAGCUCGGCUGCGGCCUCGAUGCCACCGUCGCCAUCCACAGCCAGAAGUUCGCUGGUCUGCCCUCCGGACUCGACCAGUUCGUAUGGGACCCGACCCGGGACCUCGCACUCCCUGUGCCGCUCGCAGCCUCGGAUCCCAUGCCUGGCAAGGCCGUGGCUCGGGCGGAGGUUCGGAAGAGGCUCGGGCUGCCAGUGAUAGACUCGGCAUCGGGGUUGGAGAGGGCAGUGGUGGCGUAUGUGUCGCCUCAGAUAGGCGAGGCGGAUGUGGAGCUCAUCAAGGGGGCGCUCGCAUGCUCCCUCGCCUACCAGGCCCAGUUUGUGCUGGUGGGGGCAGCACGGUCGCCCAAGGUGCAGAUGGCCCUCGAGGAACUGCAGAGGGUGCAGCAGGUGAGGCGAUGGGUGCAGAGCGGUGCAGCAGGUGAGGCGAUGGGUGCAGAUCGGUGUGCUGGGAGGUGUGUCGGCUCUGAGUCGACUCAAAUCUCUCUCUAUCUCCCCCCACCAACCACCCAUCAGGACCGCAAUGCACACGUGGAGAUCGUGUACGAGGAUGAUUUGGCGCAUCUGGUGGUGGCGGCGGCACACGUGCUGCUCUGCCCGCCCCUCCGCGACCCCUCCUCACACUUGCCGGUCAGUGCCCUCACGCGUACCUUUCAGUGCGAGCUUGGAUUGCCGCAAGGAUGCUUUCUCUAA